Messenger RNA from Choloepus didactylus (southern two-toed sloth), 1508 nucleotides. RefSeq names its product adrenoceptor beta 3 (gene ADRB3). Gene Ontology annotation, molecular function: beta3-adrenergic receptor activity; epinephrine binding; norepinephrine binding. Bases 102 to 1343 code for a protein of 413 amino acids. Gene Ontology annotation, cellular component: membrane. The record is from RefSeq and is a predicted model, not a curated record. The transcript has 3 exons. NCBI's taxonomy places the organism in Eukaryota, Metazoa, Chordata, Mammalia, Pilosa, Megalonychidae. Gene Ontology annotation, biological process: norepinephrine-epinephrine-mediated vasodilation involved in regulation of systemic arterial blood pressure; adenylate cyclase-activating adrenergic receptor signaling pathway.
UGGCCCAGGCCGGGGGAGUCGCUCCCACGCCCCGCCGCCCCCUCCCCGACGCCUGGUGAACCGGACGACCCUCCCCCUCCCGCCCCACGCGCGACGCGGGGAUGGCUCCGUGGCCUCACGGGAACAGCUCAUGGCCAGGCGCUCCAACCCUGGCACCCAAUACCGCCAACACGAGUGGGCUGCCUGGGGCGCCGUGGGCCGCAGCCUUGGUGGGGGCGCUGCUGGCACUGGCGGUGCUGGCGACAGUGGGAGGCAAUCUGCUGGUAAUCGUGGCCAUCGCGCGGACGCCGCGGCUCCAGACCAUGACCAACGUGUUCGUGACUUCGCUGGCCACAGCCGACCUGGUGGUAGGGCUUUUGGUGGUGCCCCCGGGGGCCACUCUAGCGCUGACCGGCCACUGGCCCCUGGGCGCCACCGGUUGCGAGCUGUGGACCUCGGUGGACGUGCUGUGCGUGACCGCCAGCAUCGAAACCCUGUGCGCCCUGGCCGUGGACCGCUACCUGGCAGUAACCAACCCGCUGCGCUACGGCGCACUGGUCACCAAGCGUCGCGCCCGGGCGGCCGUGGCCCUGGUGUGGGUCGUGUCCGCCGCGGUGUCGUUUGCGCCCAUCAUGAGCCAGUGGUGGCGCGUGGGGGCCGACGCUGAGGAUCAGCGGUGCCACUCCAAUCCGCGCUGCUGCGCCUUCGCCUCCAACAUGCCCUACGCGCUGCUCUCCUCCUGCGUCUCCUUCUACCUUCCGCUUCUUGUCAUGCUCUUCGUCUACGCGCGAGUUUUCGUGGUAGCCAGGCGCCAGCUGCUCUUGCUGCGCCGGGAGCUGGGCCGCUUCCCACCAGAGGAGUCUCCGAAGACUCCGUCCCGCUCCGUGCCCGGUGCCCCGACGGGGCCAUGCGCCUCGCCCGCAGGGGUGCCCUCCUGCGGCCGGCGGCCCGCGCGCCUUCUGCCCUUGCGGGAACACAGGGCCCUGCUCACUUUGGGUCUCAUCAUGGGGACCUUCACUCUCUGCUGGUUGCCCUUCUUUGUGGCCAAUGUGGUGCGCGCCCUCGGAGGCCCCUCUCUGGUCCCCAGCUCGGCUUUCCUCGCCUUGAACUGGCUGGGUUAUGCCAACUCCGCCUUCAACCCGCUUAUCUACUGCCGAAGCCCGGACUUUCGCAGCGCCUUCCGCCGCCUGCUGUGCGUCUGCGGCAGCUGCGGGCCUGGGGAGCCCCACGCUUCCGAAGCCCCGGCCCGCAAAGCCCCCGGCGCCCCUGCGCCCUUGACAAGCCUCGCGGAGUCCAGACAAUGCCCGCCGCUUGACGGGUUUGAUGGCAACGUCGGUGAGAUCCGCUUCCGGUGUGAAGGAUAGCAGUGAGGAAUCUGGCUUGCUGGGGAGUUUGCUAGGCCUGGAUGGAUGAGAAACAGCAGUUCCGUUUAUCCAGAACCUGUGGAAAGCCUCUGGCCUCUGUUCAGAAAGAGCCCCCGUGGAGUUCCCCGGUUGGAAAACUCUACCCUGCAGACCCGGAUGGCUGGG